AGACGCAAAGACUAACGGACAGGAAGCAGAAGAAGAGAGAUGGCUCACAGCAGAGGAACCAAUGGAAGCAAACUCUUCACGAUAGUGUUGUACAUGGUGGCAGCGUGCAGUGCCAUCCCCAUCAGCGACCUGCUCGACCGAGCCUCUCAGGGCUCCGACAAACUGCACUCCCUCAGCACGACUCUCACCCAGGACCUGGACUCUCAUUUCCCUUCUACGGGCCGGGUGAUCAUGCCCCGCCCCUCAAUGUGCCACACCUCCUCUCUGCAGACACCCAAUGACAAGGAGCAAGCUCUUCAAGUAUCAGAAUCGGACCUGUUGUCACUGGCUCGCUCCUUGCUCCAAGCCUGGGAGGACCCGCUGGUGGUUCUGUCCACCUCUGCCAACACCCUGCCUCACCCGGCCCAAGGCGCCAUAUUCAACAAGAUCCAGGAGCUGCAGGAGCACUCUAAGAGUCUGGGAGACGGCCUGAACGUCCUAUCUGGCAAGAUGGGUCCAGGAGCUCAGACCAUCUCCUCGCUGCCCUACAUGGGAGGCAACGAAAUCGGCCAGGACAGGAUUUCCCAAUUGAUCAACUUCAAUUUCCUGUUGUCCUGCUUCCGCCGCGACUCCCACAAGAUUGACAGCUUCCUGAAAAUAUUGCGCUGCCGGGCAGCAAAAAUGCUACCGGAGAUGUGCUAGAAAGGGAGGCAGCCGGCGUGAUGUCUCUCAAAGCUCGAAUUGCCUACCAACCGUAGCUUAGCGCGUGCUGUGAAUCUGCUAUCUGAGCUAGUAUCCUAAUUAAUAAGUAGUUGUCAUUCUGAGCUUCCAGAAGGUGAAGAUGAGGAGGAGUUACACGGCACACGCAGGAAAUCUUAUUUCAUUUGAACACCUUUAGUCAUCACGAUGCAUCAGUCCAAUUGGAAUGAGUAGAAUGUUGUGAUAUUGUGACGUUUUAGCUCUUGAGAAACUUUUUCCCUUGUAAAUUUGACAAAAAGCUGUUCUCCCGAAACAGCUUCUAGUAUAUUGUUAAAGGUGGUUAAUAACUAGGCAGGGGAGCCGCGCAGUGAACUUAAAGGCUCACACUGUUUUGCUAACGAGGACAAAGCACGGCUCACGAACUUCCCCGGGUGGUUCCAGCUGGUCUGGCAUUAGGAGCUGACCAUAUCGUGCUCCCAUACAGUGGUAAACCGGUGUGCCAUCUCUCCUGUUACUCCUCCAGUCUUGCCUUCCUUCUAAAAGCUUGUUACUUGUAUGUGGUGGCAAGAAGGGUGCGACAUGAGAGAUCCCUCCACCAGCCAACUCUCCAAGUCUUUCUUCACACUGGGAGGCUUCGAUGGAGAAAGGCCUUCUCUCCCUAACUUGCGCCCUACUGCACCAUUUGCACUUUAGAUUUAAUCUUUCUUGAGGGUGAAACCCUUAUCAAUUUCAAUAUUUCUGUUCAUCAAUAAAAAUCAUCUCUUGCACAGUUAAA
Anarrhichthys ocellatus (wolf-eel) is the source of this 1453-nucleotide messenger RNA. RefSeq names its product prolactin (gene prl). Gene Ontology annotation, biological process: positive regulation of receptor signaling pathway via JAK-STAT; positive regulation of cell population proliferation; response to nutrient levels. Gene Ontology annotation, cellular component: extracellular region. Gene Ontology annotation, molecular function: hormone activity. Bases 40 to 681 code for a protein of 213 amino acids. The record is from RefSeq and is a predicted model, not a curated record. The transcript is spliced from 5 exons. Lineage: Eukaryota; Metazoa; Chordata; Actinopteri; Perciformes; Anarhichadidae.